AUGGCUCACCUUAAAUUUCUGUUUAAUCCCCUCUACAUUAGAGGUGAUUCUUAUUCUGGCAUCACCGUUCCCAUGCUUGUCCAAGAGAUAUCUAAUGGUAUUGAAGUUGGAGACGAGCCACUUACUAAUAUUAGGGGGUUUCUUUUGGGUAACCCUUUUACUGAUUUAGGCAUUGACAUGAACGCAAGAAUUCAAUUUGCUCACAGAAUGACACUUUUAUCAGACCAACUUUACAAGUCGACUAAAGAAGAUUGCAAUGGCGAGUACUUUUUCGCCCCAGAUCCAAGCAAUGUAGCUUGUAUUACUAAUCUCCAAGCUGUCAAAAAUUGCCUUGAAAAGAUAUAUCUUCCCAAUGUAUUGGAGCCAAAAUGUUCUGAAUUUCUUUCUCCAAAACCAAUUACACUAGAGUGGAAUACUCGGAACAGUUAUUUGGAAAAGACUUUUCUUGAUGUUCUUAUCUCAACUGCUCAGCUUCCACAACCAUGGUGUCGGAUUUACAACAUGGUGCUGUCAUAUAUUUGGGCUAAUGAUAAAACUGUCCAAGCAGCUCUUCAUGUUCGAGAGGGAACCAUAAAGGGUUGGGAGAGAUGCAAUAGCAGCUUAAAUGCCACUAAUUACGCACAUGAUAUCACAUCCAGUGUUUCGUAUCAACAAAACCUUACCAAGAAAGGCUUUCAUGCUUUAAUUUACAGUGGUGAUCAUGACAUGGUUGUACCACAUGUGGGCACACAACAAUGGAUAAAUUCUCUAAAUUUAACCGUUAAAGAUGAUUGGCGUCCAUGGUUCGUCAAUAGUCAAAUUGCAGGGGAGCAGGUCAGACAGCAGAAUACAAACCCGUGCAAUGCCUUGCCAUGGUUGAUAGGUGGUUUGCAGAUUAUCUACUGUAGAAUAUAAACUUCUACCGAAAAGGAAAUUUUUUUAAUUAGAUAUUUUAUUUGUUUUAAUUUGUCAUUUUUGUUGUGAGGGUCCAUUUUUCUGUUUGGUUA
Molecule: messenger RNA, 986 nt
Organism: Hevea brasiliensis (rubber tree)
Lineage: Eukaryota; Viridiplantae; Streptophyta; Magnoliopsida; Malpighiales; Euphorbiaceae
Product: serine carboxypeptidase-like 18
Exons: 9
Coding region: 1-894 (297 amino acids)
Biological process (GO): proteolysis; secondary metabolic process
Molecular function (GO): acyltransferase activity, transferring groups other than amino-acyl groups; serine-type carboxypeptidase activity
Source: RefSeq, a predicted model, not a curated record